GAUGAUGGGUUUGAGAUGACUGUAGCCAGCAAGGCACCACAGUAAUAACGCCGUCAUACACAAGAGGGAGGAGAGAGCAGGAAAGGGAAAGAGAGAGCGAGAGCAUCCGGCUGACAGACAGGUGAUGGUCUGCUCCGUCUGCUUACCUCCAGUCGGCGAAUGUGCUUGUGUCGACCUCGGGAACGCUUACCAUGGAACCAGAGGGGAACAACCGGCUCCUGCAAGACGUGCUGGCCAGACCGGACAACGAGACGUGCGCGGACUGCGGAAACCCAGGCCUGCUCGCUCCUUCAUCGCGGCAUCCCGCACAUCAGCAGGGUCAAGUCGAUUCAGGGCGCGUGGGAAGCCAGCGAUGUGGAGCUUCUAGCAGAUUUGGGAAACAAUGUCGCUAAGGCCAAAUAUGAGCAGAAUGUUCCAGCUUUCUACUACAGACCAACGCAUACUGACUGCAAGAUGCUAAGGGAGCAAUGGAUCCGAGCCAAGUACGAGAGGAAUGAAUUUGAGUUCAUCGAGAAGCAAGAACCUUACACUGCAGGAUACCGUGAGGGGUUUCUAUGGAAACGAGGACGAGACAACGGUCAGUUUCUCAGCCGAAGGUUCAUCCUGUCCGAGAGGGAGGGGGCCCUUAAAUACUUCAACAAGCAGGAUGCCAGGGAUCCCAAGGCAGUUAUGAAAAUCGAAACCCUCAACGCCACCUUCCAACCGGCCAAGAUUGGCAACCCCUGCGGCCUGCAGAUCACCUACCUGAAAGACAACAGCACAAGGAACAUAUUUGUCUACCACAGCGACCCUAAGGAAAUGGUCGACUGGUUCAAUGCAAUCAGAGCGGCCAGGUUCCACUACCUCCAAGUGGCCUUCCCUGGAGCAAGUAAUGAGGAGCUGGUGCCGAAAUUGACCCGAAACUUCAUGAAGGAAGGCUUCAUGGAGAAAACAGGCCCAAAGCACACAGAGGGCUUCAAGAAGAGGUGGUUCACUAUGGACGACCGACGACUGAUGUAUUUUAAAGACCCCUUGGACGCCUAUGCUCGCGGCGAAGUGUUCAUCGGCAGUAAGGAGAACAGUUACACCGUUCAGCCAGGCCUGCCCUCAACCAUUCAAGGCUACCACUGGAAUCACGGCAUCACCAUCGUCACGCCAGAUAGGAAGUUCCUGUUUGCCUGCGAGACUGAGGCUGAGCAACGAGACUGGAUCGCAGCCUUUCAGAGAGUCAUGAAUCGACCGAUGAGGCCCCAGGAAUAUGCAGUGGAGGCUCAUUUUAAACACAAACCUUGAGGCCUUAGAAAAAAGGAAGACCGCAGCAGGAUUUGACCUGGUCACUUUCGGAUCAAAAACAGACCACGGACUGUGGCUUGAGGCAAGGGGUGGGCGUUUACAGGAUUGGGUAGACCACCAUGAGGAAAGAUGACACAAGACAGGUUGACAUCAUGGAACCCGUUAUGUAGAAAACGAACAUGGGACUCAAUUCUCCUUUAGCUGAUGUGAGGACAAAGAGGGGUUUUUUUUUGCAGGAACCUGUGGGAGACAUGUCGUCCCUGUCCUGGAACUUUGUCUUGUGAAUGGUUUCACCUCCCUCAACUCUCAUGUCAUGAAUUGGUUGAGUCAUAUUGCAUUGUUGAUUUAUCGACUGCAGGGUGUGCGUGUAUGUGGGUACAUUUGAAAUGAGUUGGAAACCAUGCUAAACCUAUAUCUGCAAAGUACUGUUGAUCACAAAUAUGCAUUCAAAACACAAAUUCUCAGUGACUGGUCGCUUUUUAACAUAGCUGCGGGAACAUUCUUUUUAAGCCUAUCCAGUAUAUGACAGCUGUUGCCUUUAUUUAUUCUCUUGAACUCAUUGUGAAACUGUUACCGAUGCGUUGAAGGAUUGUAAUGUGAUGGGACUGUGUUUACGAGUGUUUUGUUUAUUUAUUUGCUCUUUUUUUAAACGAUGAUGAUCAUUUAAUCACAGUAAUUGUUUGUUUUACUGUAAAAAAACGAAUACAUAUGAACGUGUAAUGUGUUUGUUGUCUGUGUACACUCCUAAAAAACUUUUUUGUUGGCUUUUCAGUCAGCUUUCUCAGUCA
This is a messenger RNA of Hippocampus zosterae (dwarf seahorse), 2060 nucleotides long. RefSeq names its product arf-GAP with dual PH domain-containing protein 1. The coding region runs from base 160 to 1272 and encodes 370 amino acids. The transcript is spliced from 11 exons. NCBI's taxonomy places the organism in Eukaryota, Metazoa, Chordata, Actinopteri, Syngnathiformes, Syngnathidae. Gene Ontology annotation, molecular function: phosphatidylinositol bisphosphate binding; GTPase activator activity. The record is from RefSeq and is a predicted model, not a curated record. Gene Ontology annotation, biological process: positive regulation of GTPase activity. Gene Ontology annotation, cellular component: plasma membrane; intracellular membrane-bounded organelle.